AUGUUUACUCUUUAUGUAUGGGGUUCAGGUUUUGAUCUAGCUUCCAUUGAUCCAGGUUGUUUGACAGCUAUUUCUUAUUUUCAACUUUUUGUCUCAGAAGAAUGGUGUAUCAUUGAAUGUAACAACCCAAACUUAUCUUGGACGGGUGAAUUACCAGUUUUGAAAGACGGAGUAGAAUGGGUUACAGGUAUAAAUAAUAUAAUAAAAUAUAUGAAAAGAAAGAGAUUCGACGCUGACGAACAUUUGACAAGCAGGCAAAGAGCCGAUAGCUUGGCGCAAAUUGCUAAAGCAAGAUUAGAAAAAUAUGGUAUUGUCUCUGUUGGGGAUCGAGAAUUUCUUGUGGAUACGGAUAAGCAAUUAGAGAUGUAUAAAAUUAUCAGGAAAUCUUAUGAGGUAUUGUUGAAUAAAAUCGGCAAUGAGGAGUUUUUCCUUGGAAAUAAAGUUUCCACGCUUGACAUAACGAUAUAUGGACAUCUAGCAGUUCACCUAUACUCGGAUCUGCCAAAUCCAAAUUUAGCUAUUAUUCUCAAUACAGAAUAUCCUAGUCUUGCAAGGUUUUGUGAACGCAUGAAAAAUCGACUUUCUGAAAGGGAGAUUGUAAAAUUGCCGGCAAAUGAUCUUCCAUCUGUCUUCACAGGAAUUUUCAGUUCUCCUCGUACAUGGUUUAACAACACAUUCUGGAGAACUAGGAACGUAGAAAAAAGGCCAGAAAAAUCUCAAGCUCAAAAGGAUUUUGAGAGAAAAAGGUUGAUGUUUAUUACUGGAGCAGUUUUAUUUAUGGUCAUUCAUGUAGUCUGGAAUGGAAUCAUCAGGAUAGAAUUCACUGAUGUAGAUAGCGAAGAGGAGGAACAUGUUGAAGAAACAGAAGAAUAUGACGAGUAUGACGAUGAUGACGAUGAAAAAGAGUAA
Messenger RNA from Funneliformis mosseae, 909 nucleotides. NCBI's taxonomy places the organism in Eukaryota, Fungi, Glomeromycota, Glomeromycetes, Glomerales, Glomeraceae. The record is from the annotation of a GenBank genome assembly.